Messenger RNA from Schistosoma guineensis, 8417 nucleotides. The record is from the annotation of a GenBank genome assembly. NCBI's taxonomy places the organism in Eukaryota, Metazoa, Platyhelminthes, Trematoda, Strigeidida, Schistosomatidae.
ACAAAUGUAUUGUGUCAAUCCCAUUAAUAAUGAUAUGUUUGAAUCUCUUCUUACUUGCAUGUAUAUACCUAUGUGAUUGAUUCAACGGUUCGAUUCCUGCUUAAUUAUUACGAUAACAGUAAUACCAGCGAAAUAACCACUGGUUUUAGUAAUCUCAGUGAUGUAUCGGAAUUAUAUUCAUCGAUGCUUCGUAAAUGCCUGAUGUCCUACCUAAAAGUUUACAAAUUUUUCCUGGUUGAUAGGAUAGUUCAAUUUUCUUAAAUCUGUCAUGUACAACAUUUUAAGGACUCAUCAUAUCACGUUUGCUCCUUAUUAUCUCCUUCAACAUUAUAUUUUAUGGAAAUUAUCUAUGAUACUGGUGGUUCUACUACCUAAGAAUGUUGUACGUUAUUUUAUGUCAUACAAAAUGCCAUAACCACUCUUUUCCUUUGUUUACAUUUGCAACCAUCACUACCAAUACGAUGUUCUUACUUGAGAACCCUUAAAUCUACAAAUAUGACAUCAUUCAAUUGUUUCAAAAUUCAUGAUACUAACAAUUUUAUCGCACAUACUACGAAAACAAAUAAUUCGGAAGGGAGCAUAUGCACUUCUGAAAAUGCCAAUAUUACUAAUAGUAAAUGUAAUCAGUCAGUAGCUUCUGGAAAUAAUACAGUCAUUUCAACAACAACUAACAGUUUACUAGAUUCUAGAGAUGUGAACCCCAAAAUCACAAUAAGUUAUUCAUCUUAUUCACGUGGAAGUAAUAAUCUGCUACGGUGUAGACCACAUUUUCGUCACUCCAGUUUAUCAUCUUCUGCAUUUGGAACAUGUAUGCCAAGUAAUAAACGUGAUGGUCAUUGCAAUAGUAACAACAAUAAGGAAAAAAUCCCUACAACUCCAUCUACGGGUGUACAGUUCAGCCGUAACUGCUUUAGAUAUUAUCCUAAUCGAAUACGUAAACAAUUGGAGUCUGCUGUGACAAAAAAUGAUCCAUUGUUGUGUUUAGUAACAUCUACUGAUUGUACUGUACAAUCAGGUCCUGAAAUCAUCUAUACUACCAGUAGUUCCAUGAACAAUGGCAGUGGUCUAGUUCGUAGUCAAUCAGAUUCUACAUGUUUAUCAUUAAAAGCGAUAAUAGGUAAUGAAAAUUAUAUUGAUGCUGAAGUAGAUCAAGAAAUUGGAGCACAGACUAAUAUUGUUGGUUGUAGUAACAAACAUGUAAAUUAUAUAUCAGAUGACUCGGCACAAAGUUCUAAUAUCUCGUCUUGGGAAAUGAACAACAGUGCUUCAUUAGAUGGGAGUAAUUCCAUUGAUAAGUAUAACUUAGAAAUUAGUAAUAAGUGUAAAUCAUUGCUACCUUCGUUAUUAUUAUCUUUAUCGUCAUCAUUGUCAACGCAGAUGAAUUUCCGUAAGGUAAAUGUAACUGAAACUCAAGAGAAGUUGGGAAUAAAAACAGAAGAAGGAAGAGAUGACAGAAGUCAAGACGAUGAUAUGUUAGCUAGUUUUAUGCGAAAUUCAACUAUCGGGUCUAUACCAAACAGUGGAUUUACAUCGGAAUUAUCGAAUUACUGUGGUGCCUCGAAUAAGUCAUCAACAUCAGCUGUUUCUCAUCAACAUCAAGGAACCAAACUAAAGUGUCGGACUACGCCUAAUAACCUAUCAACUCCAACAACUCCAAGUCGAAGUUAUCAGUUAAUAUGUCGUAAUGGAAUACAAAGUUACUCUUUAGUAACAGAAAAACCUACGGGACACUCAACUUCCCCUGAAAAUCUUGAUUUCUUUGAUCAAAAUUCGGAAACUUCCAUUUGUUUUCAUAAUACUCAAUCAUCUAUCUGUUGUUCAUCCAGCAACUGUAAUCCAGAUCAUAACACAUUGUGUAGCAAUGGACAAUUAACUUUUCCAGGUCACUUAUUUAACCAACAUCAAUUUGGUGCUAUAACACCUGAUUAUUUGACCAAAUCUUAUAAAAUUACAAAUCAUUCUGAUUUAGAAAUAUCUCAGUCUUCUGUUGACGCACACAUUCAACCAAUUCUUCAGUAUUAUGCUGGGCCUCAAAAUACUACUCCUGCUAAUUUAUAUUCCAUAAUUUCUACAUCUAAAGAGUGUUCUUCGCACCCUAUUCCAUUGGUUGAAAUUUCCACGUCAAAUGUUAUCAAUGCUUCUCACUCUAGUCAAUGUCGUCCUAUCUAUUCUGAUUCACUUGAUAUUCUUAACAACAGUAAUACUUAUCCUAAAACACUUGGAUUGCAUCCGGAACCUAUUAAUCUAUUUUCUCAAGUUAGUCAAUUAUCAACAGGUUCAACAACAACCACUACCACAACAACUUCGGAUAACACAACAGAAAAACCAACUGCACCAUUGCCAUCUCGUAAGCAAAGACCACUAUCCCCUUCUUUAUCAACUACUCCCAUCACUGGAGUUAUAAAUACGAAUACUAUUACCACUAUGCAGCAAAACCAUACAAAUAUAAGUUCAGUUGAUCAUCAUCAUCACCGACAACAACAGGCGUAUACUUCUAAAUUACUACAUAACAGUACUAUAGCAGCUGCUAAUACUAAUAUCCAGUCACGUACUCCAUCUAAAUCACAGGGUACAUUACACUAUCAACAAAUUAACCCGUAUCAAAAUGCACCUAAAUUAGUCAGUGGAUGGCCAUUAUCUUCAAGUGCUGGGAAUCGUCCUCUACUGACUAAUAAUAACACCAAACUUGAUUCUCAUCAAAUAAUUGCUAAUUCAGAUCAGUUUAUUACUGGAACUAGCGGCGAUAGAAUUAUAAACUAUUAUAAUAACAAUAGUAACCACAUUCAUAACGCUGGUAUUUCUAGUACCACUAUUACUAACAAUAAUACGAACAAUAACAUUGGCUUUAUGAAUAAUAACUCCGGUGACAUGAUGGCACAGAAUAGUCCACGUCGUAGUCCUCGCACUGUUAACACCAACUAUUCGGUAAAUGCGAACACUGUUGAAUCAACUUAUAACCCAAUUGAGUCCUGUACACCAAUAGGCGGCAGUUUACAAGCCUCUGUAUCUGUUCAUUGUUCUUCUAACCUAUUGAAACCAAUGUCGACGUCGAUACCAUCUACCACGACUACCACUGCUGCUAUUUUCUCAGGAAAUGUAGACUCAACGCUUAAAAAUAAAUCAUUUAUCCCUUCACGAAUAAAUAAUAGUAGUAGUGUUAGUAAUCAUCAAACUGUAACAAUAAGUCAGAAACAUGGUAGUAUUUCUUCUCAUCCACCUCCUCCACCCCUCCCACAACAACAAGAAAAAACAGCUGAUUUACUGAUUGAUGACCCAGCGAAUGAAAUGACCAUUAGUGAACUACGUUCAAUAGCUGAGCGUCAGCGUCAACAACUGGCUAGACAAGCUCAACAAUUACAAGCUAGAGAAGAACGUCGUGCAUGGCUUCGUUCGUUAAAUUCACAACGUUCAGCACAAAAUCGAUGUGUUGAAAAUGAAAAGGUCACUUCUAAACCAUCUGAUCUUAGUCAAGAACAAGAAAUCCGAUUGCACAAAUUACGUGGUUUUCGUGGCCAAACAGAACAAGUUCGUUUGAGCAAUGAAAAUCUAGUAAAAGAAAUCGAUCGAUUAGCAUCAUUGUUAUCUGGUAAAGAACAUGAUUUACAAGUUUGCCGACAAAGAGCAGAUGAAGCUGAACGUAUGUUAACUUUAAUUAGUCAAUGGCAUAAUGUGAUUGCAAGUGCACGUUGUCAAACAAUAAAUCAAGCCGGAAUGACAACAACAGUUGGAACUAAUCCAACACAUUUAUCAGAGGAAACUUCUUCUUCCUCUUCUCUUAGCCUACCUUUUAUGCAACCACCUUUUUUCUCUGAACUAGAUAAGAAAAGAUGGCAUGAUGGCCUUGUUGAAGCAGAUCGUUUGGACAGACAAUUUGCUUUAGUGUUUGGACGUAAACCUCCCAUACAAACAUGGUCUUCUAGUCAGAGUAAUCUACACUUUGUAAAUUCACUUGUAUCGGAAACAAAACUAGCACCUCACAUUCCGUGUUCACUUCCAUCGAUGACUGUUCCGUCUGCUUCUCCACCAUCUUAUUCAACAUAUCAUAACUACUCAAAAUCUAGGUUAAUUGAUCAAAGUCCAAAUGCUCAUGAUGAUCAUUCUCCUCCUCCUCCUCCCUCUUCUUCUACUACCCUUCCACAUAUUCCCAUAUCUCAUUCAACUCCUGUUAUAUCAAGAACACCAGUAACAACAAUUGAUGGCGCGACAUCACCAAACAUUGCCUUCAGUUCAGUGCUUACACGAGAUAGUAGCCCACCUACAUCUAGUCGUCGGUCAUGUUUUCGCACAUUCAUGCAGUUACAUCCUGGUUAUGGUAUUUGGAGCCCGAAUACCACUAUAAACAGCAAUAAUAGUUGCAUUAGUAAUAAAGAUAGUAUACUAUCACCUGCUACAAUUCACCCACUGCCUAUUCCACGUAUUAAAGCUCCACCAAGAUAUGCAUCACGUGCUGUAAUUAAUGAUACAUAUAUGCGUCGUAUAUGUCGUGAUAGUGUUGAAAAAUACAAACGUACAGCUAGUGAAAUUUAUCUAGCUGGUGUGAACAAAUUAAAUGCGAAAUCGUCACCUCCGUCAAUUCAAUCACCAGCACCAACGAUACCGUCUUCUGAAUGGCCAAAUAAUUCAGUUACCUCUGAACACCAUCAACAACAAACAUGUAACAUUAAUUCAAUGAAAACGAAUGAACAGAUCGUGAAGAAUGCCGAAUCAUUAGAACCAAUCUCCGGUUCUUCUGUAAUAUAUCAUCCUAGCAAAUCAUAUGAGCCAGAUGUAAUCACUAAUGAAAAUGGCGACAAAAUACCUGACCAAAAUGUUCACACUUCUGUCCAUCCAACCACUAGUUCACUUCCAUCGUCCCCAUCCAUUUCGCCUUCAUCAUCCUCAUCUUCAUUGGAACUAAUUGGCAUAGAUAUACAUCCAGACGAUGAACACAAAUUAUCUUUAUUAUCCAGUGAGUUUGAUUCACCUGAAGAUGAACAGAAACAACAAAAUUCUGGUGAUGUAGAUAGUGGUCUAGGCGGUUCCGACCAUACUGUAAAGUCAGAACAUCAACAACCACAAAUUAAGAAAUCAACAUCUAUUUUGCAGAUGACAACAAUAAUGACUCCUGAAACUACAACAAUAAAUACAACUAAUGCUACCAUUCAUACUACAAUUAGUAUAACUUCUCCUUCAACUGUCACUACUGCUAUUGUUCAACGUGGUGAGGUGAACAAACAAGAAAUUUCCUCAGGAAUUAUGGUUCAUGUAGAUGAGGAACAUGGAGUAAAUGUUAGCACGAAUAAUAACUCUUGUAAUUACAUUGAAAGACAAGUUAAAUCUAUUCUACGUAAAUCAAAACCCUCCUCAUCACCACUGACUUCAAAACAAAGUUCUAGCUUAGAUGGUAUAACUGAAACAACUCAAUCAUUAACAUCUUCAUUAAGCCAAUCGAAUUCUGUACGAUUUCAUCCAUUAGCUUUAUUGCUCGAUGCUGCAUUGGAAGGUGAUUUGGAAUUAGUGAAAAAAGCAGCUUCUGAGGUUACUGAUGUUUCUGAAUCAAACGAUGAAGGUAUUACAGCAUUACAUAAUGCCGUCUGUGCUGGCCGUGUGGAUGUAGCUGAAUUUCUUGUACUUACAGCUGGUGCUGAUGUAAAUGCAGGUGAUACAGAUGGUUGGACACCACUUCAUUGUGCUGCAUCUUGCGGAAAUGUACCUUUAGCUAAAUUAUUAGUUGAACACGGGGCUUCAUUACACGCUCGUACUUUAUCGGAUCAGGAAACUCCUUUGGAAAAGUGUGAUCAAGGAGAUGAAGAAGCUGAAUGUGAAGAAUAUCUGUAUUUCCAACAUGAACGUCUUGGUUCUGCCGCAUCUGGUCGGGUUUAUGCGCUCUUCCCUCGUGGAAUAGAAGCAGCUGGACCAGGUUCCAUGGAUGCUCAUUUAGAACCAGAUGAAUUGCCACUUAAACCAAACGAACUCCUUACUAUAGUUAACCGUGAGCCACCUGGUGAAAUAGAAUGGAUGUUAGCUGAAAAUUCUGAAGGUCAACGAGGUCUUGUACCCAGAUCGCAUAUAUCAUGUUAUCCUUUAGUGCGUAUACCACCAUCAAGUUUACCUAUUACGGAGACGCCUAAAACGUUUUCAAUGAAAUCAACCAUUUGGAAUGAAUUCGACAAUGAUGAUGAUGACGAUGACGAUAGCGAUGGUGAUGCUAACACAAGUAAAUAUGAUCAUCAGCGUGAAGUGGAGUAUAAACUUUACGAUGAGAAUCAGCUAUUGCCUGAAAGAAUAUCAAAAAUGCAAUUUGUUUCUUCAUCUGAUAAUCUCGUCAAUGAUAAUAAUAACACUACUCUUAUUACAAAUGAUAGCAAUAAUAAUCGUCCUUACACCCAAGCUACGAUUGAAAUUGAAGAUAUUACUUCAAUUAAAUCUUCAUCAACAUUACCAUUUUCAGAAGUUAAACAUUAUAUACCUCGUCCAUCAUCUGUUGAUUUCACUGGACUUAAAACAGAGGAUCGUCAGUCGUCAGACGAGAUCAUUGAUGCAGGUAAUAACAAACAGACUAAAACAAAUGAAACCUGUGAUUUGGCGACAGCAUUUUAAUUAGCUUCUUGAUUAACAGGAAUCUUUGUACAAACACACAGACGAAGUAGUAUGUAUUAGUACAUACUUUCACAUUCUUCAUUCAUGUAUUCAUCUCUUCAUGAAAUGUAAUUUCGCAAUGGUCUCAAUUUUUAUUCGGUUACAUUUGUUAAUGAUAAUGAUAUUUGUACACAUAUUCAGUCUCGGUGAUAUUGGACGGAGUGUAUUAUUAUGUGCAUGUUUGACACAGAAUAAAACUAAGAGACUAGGAAAAUACUGUAACAAUCAAUCCAUGUGAUUAUUAUGUAUAGAGUACAGUAGAAAAAGUGAAUAAUUAUGCUACUCACUACCUAUCUAUUCUUAUUUACUAAUACAUACAUCUAAUACUUAUUGUUCCUAUACCUCAUAGAAUGGUCUGGUGGAAAUAAGUGAUUUUAAUAUAUAUAUAAGUAUAUAUUUGAGUACGCUUUUAUGAUGUGUGUAGUUCAAGUUUUAUUAAGUCUCCAACCUGUUAUUAUUCAAUCUUAUUUUCACUUGUUUUAUUUACUUAUUCACUCUAGUUUAUUUUUCGUUGUUGUUGUGUAUUUGUUUACUCGAAAAUGUACAAACAAUUCGUAUAAACUAAUGUAUUACACGAAAACAUAAUAUUAUCUUACUGUAUAAUUUAUUUCCAUUCUAUUUGAAGUGUUACUGAUUUUUUUCCGGAAAAACUAUUCUAUUUCACAUCCUAAUUUAGCUCAAUGCUAUAAAUUGCUUAUUCGAUGUGUUUCUUUUUAUAACCGAUAUGUAUGGUUUUACGGGUUUUUGUUCGUGUGUAAUGGGAAUCCGUUUUAAAGAAAUCUUAAAUCAACUCAAUCGAUUUGUUUUGUGGUGAAAGAUAAACAUGACUGAUGCUUUUCUUUGAUUGGUUUUUCUCACUACAAUUGUUUUCCGUUUAUACAUUUAAUUUGGAAGCGGUCAAUUUUACAUAUACAAAAAGGACACAAAUAUCGAUGUAUACUCUGGUAUAUAUAAUUCAAUGUCAACGAACCGUAGAUAAAUAUGCCUGUUUUCUUGAUUUUACUUUCGUUGUAUCUUAUCGUUUUUGUUUGUUAUGAUUUUGCAUAAUGAUUUAGUUAUUUUUCUCUUGCCUAGUUUCUUUCAUUUUCAUACGUCAAUAUGAAAUAGUUUUAGAAAUAUUUUAUGCCGCGUUAUUAUUUGCUCUUUUUUCUGGAUUGCCUUCAGAGCACUGUCAUCAUCCUUUCUCUCCCUCCCUGCUCGAAUGAUAUAAUUACUCGUUUUCAAUUUAGUGUAUACGUAAAAUGAACUAUAACGGAUCUCUUCCACUCUGAUUACAUUUUUUAUCAUGAUCACUUCCUUGGGUGUUCCAAUCUUUUCAGUACCAUUUCCGAUACCUGUCUUCUCUUUUCUGUACUUUGCUUUGUUUCUGUAUCUCUGCCUCACCAUUGCUUACUUUGUGCCGUACUUGUGCGUGUGUGCCUUUUCUCCUCAUUUUGGCGUCCAGUUUUGUGGUUUCUUGGUGUUUCCUUUCUCCCCAUCAAUUUAUCUUUUCCUUAGUUUCUUCGUUUCCAACAUGGUAGUAUCUUGUCUUUUCAUAGCCAUCUCUCUCUCUUCAUCUGCUAUUUAUUGUUUUCUUUUUUCAAACGCCUGAGAAAAGACUAAUAAAAAUAUCAAACAGAUUUCUGUAUUUAAACCAACAUCUCAUGUAUCUGUGUGUAUAGUUUUGCACACAUUAUCUUAUUUGUAUCGUAUUUUCUAAUCUACACCAGAAUUCUCAUUGCGUAUAUACAUUUCAGAGAGAAACCAUAUUGAUAAGAUAAACACAUUAGUUACUCAAUAAACAAUACUGUUUGAAUUUC